ACGUGUAUCAUGCAUCAGUCGAAUUUCUGAAUCUUUAAAACUGCAACUUUACCAAAAAUUUAUUGUCGAAAACCUUUCUGGUUAUUGUCAUAUUUAUUUUAAUCAAAUUAGUCUUAUUCCAUUCUAAGUGUUUUUUUUUUCGCUGUACUAAUUGAAAUAUAAAAAUGGAGAACCCAUUACGUUACGAAACUUUCAAGUCAGAGAACCCCACAAUUUCAUCGACAUACAGCAAAAAUGCUGAAGAACUUGUGGAGUCCAUGUCAUGGGAGGAAGGGGAUAUAAUCAUGGAUUAUGGCUGCGGAUCAGGUCAAUUUAUGACUGAGUAUCUCUUCCCAAAAAUUCCGAACCCGAGAUGUAUUUGCGGAGUGGACAUCUCUCCAAAUAUGAUCCGGUUCGCCUAUGAAAACUGUAAGAACAAAGAAAACAUUUAUUUUGCCAUUGGGGACAUCAUGGACAAGUAUCAAUGGACAUUCAAGGAGAAAAUGGUUUCCAAGUUUGUGGCCUAUUUAGUGCUCUGCUAUGUUCAGGAUUAUCGCGGAUUUAUCAGCAAAGUUUAUGAUUUUUUGAAACCUGGAGGUCAAGUAGGAAUGUUGGUGCCAUUUUCGAAAGCUUAUGGCAUUCCACAUCAACUCCUUUCCCAGGAGAAGUGGGCACAAUAUGCAGAGAAAAAAGAAUUGACGAACCAUUCCUCAUUCGCACCAUGGACCUAUGCCGAGGACAUUGAUGCUCCAUCCUCCAUCAAAGAUUCCCUUCUCAGUUGCGGGUUCCGAAUUGAUCGAUUCACUGUCAAUGACAUCAAACUGGAAUUCCCUUCCAUUAGAAAUCUUUGCGAAUUCCUUUGCACCAUCACAUCUGCACUGAGCACAGUGCCCGAAAAGUUCCACGACGACUUCAUGGAAGAGAUGAUAGACUACGUGACAUCCAAUUUGGGCAGCAGCAGAGGGGUGACGACACAUCCGGGAGAUAACAAUUCUUCGGUGAUCUCGGUCGAGUGGAAAUUUUUAAAUUUUGUUGCUACCAAACCUUAAAGUGAUUUGGCGAUGAACACGUGUAUGUGUGUGUUUUAUUACUAUUUAUGCAAUUUUACGUUUUAAUCUGUUAUAUAAUGCGAAAUGUACAAAGUGUAAAUAUUUGUAACUUUUAUUUAUGAAAUUUGUAUCAUAUUAAAUAUUUUAAGCAUUGAAGUCACAAA
Messenger RNA from Folsomia candida, 1192 nucleotides. RefSeq lists its product as uncharacterized. Lineage: Eukaryota; Metazoa; Arthropoda; Collembola; Entomobryomorpha; Isotomidae. The transcript is spliced from 4 exons. The record is from RefSeq and is a predicted model, not a curated record. The coding region runs from base 165 to 1028 and encodes 287 amino acids.